AGCAGAUUCAAGGUUGCGAUGCUCGCCACAAACAGGAUGUCCACUUAUUUUAUGGCGUGGCUCAUCUCAUCUUGCGAGCGGGCCAAGGUCUGAGUAUUUUAAUCCCCCUCGACCGACUCUUGCCGGGUCUGGACACCAUCGUUCGAACCGCGUACAAGAAAUGCAAGCAGCGUCUCCCGACUUCGUGUUACCCCUAAGACUCCGUUCAUACGGAUGAGGGGCGUGGCAAGCUGCUUUUGGGAAGCGUUGUGGGGAUCGGGUGGCCGUGUACAUCUCGUCGAUACUGUAUAGUCAUCGACGAGAUCGGUCGCUCUUUAGCUCAAUUUGCGACGCGCCAAGCACGUACACAUCGGUGUUCUGGUGUUACUCAAUUCAGACUACUCUGGAUCUGCUGCAUUUCUACAAAUUUUUCUCGACAUGUGCUCUUUGCGAGCACAUCAGGAAAUGCACUUAUUACACUUCACAGUUUAGGUCUUGCUAAUUAGGAAGUCAUGAAAAUUAUUCUGCAGCAUGUCAAGGUUUGGGUUGUGUGGCAUUAAGGUGUUCGUAGCACUGGACACCCACUUACGGGCUUUGCGGUUGUGCAGGGCAUUUUCAUCUGCAUCUAGGAUUUUACUUAACUGUCAUCCACUUAAAAUUGAUCACGCUUACAGCCACCUCUUGUUAUCCCUUACAUAUUGCUAUUGUCCUCGAUUGCUGGCGUGUUGGAGUAUCACUGUCCAAAGGCGAAUAAACCCGCGACUUCUGAAGGUGCUUGAUUUCACUUCUUUACAAGAAACAUUUUUGAUGUCACGCGCAUCGCAUGGUUGUCCGGAUCGUUCUACGCAUAUACGCACAGAUUAUUCUGUCAUGACUGGACGAGUCAUACAGCAGUGUAUCUGCUAAUGGCUUGUUUCAAUUCGAUAUUAUUCGACGUCUCAAAAGGUCAACCUGUUUCAUUCAUUGAUGUAGUUAGGGCUAUUCAACUAGUAUUCAAUACAUAUUGACUACUCGUGCAUUAUGAGACUGGUACAUGUCUCCGGGUCUUUGCUGUUGCCUUAUCUAACGAGGAUCGUCUUGGGAAUCUCCCUGGCCUGAUUUACAAGUGUCUUUCUGGCCUAACUUUCAGUGUACAGAAGGACGAUCCAUUCGUUAAUGCCUUUUUGGAGACAAGUGGAAGGACGGGUAAACUUACGAAUGCGUGAUUCUAGCUCUUUCAGUACGGCCUCCUCCACAUCCUUCCGUGUACUCAGUUUCGCAUAUUUGAUUAUCUGUUACAGAAUUGGCAUAUAAAAGGGCAGCUUACUUAUGCAAUGCCAGCGUCCUUCAACGGCUGAUUCGUCUUCGUGGACCCGGACAUACACGAACUUUGGAUCGCCUUCCUUAUAGCCUAGAGCUCCAUUCACUGGAAUGUGUAAAUAAUCAGAGCCCGACCA
This is a messenger RNA of Fomitiporia mediterranea MF3/22, 1415 nucleotides long. RefSeq lists its product as uncharacterized. The record is from RefSeq and is a predicted model, not a curated record. The annotation marks the transcript as partial. The transcript is spliced from 3 exons. Lineage: Eukaryota; Fungi; Basidiomycota; Agaricomycetes; Hymenochaetales; Hymenochaetaceae.